GCCAAAAGAAUCCAAAGAUUCACGGGAAUUGUCUCCUAGCAACCCGUGUUUGUGCUGGGAGCAUUGUGUUCGUUUUGAGGCCCAGGUUUUAAUGGCGAAAGGAUCUCAAAAUGAACAUUGAACUGCUCUCCGAUCGCCUGGCCGCAGCAAACCUCGCAACGCACCAGAACCGAGAGCUGCACCGACAAGAGAGGAUCUUUAACUCUAAAGUUAGAACUCUUGGGGUUGAUCAAAUUGGAUUUCAGCACCAGGUGAAAGAAAAUGAGAAAAAAGGGGAAUCUGCAAAAGAUUCAUCGCACGCAUUUGCUGCAGACAUGUUGCAAAACGAUAAAGCCGCUUGCAUCCUGGACGGCCGUCAGCGGAAGGAGGAGAGGCUUCUGGAGCAGGCCCUGGACGACUACCGACGCUGCUACCAGCAGCCCCAGCACCGCCGGGAGCAGGACCUGAGCCACCCCGAGCCCAUGGCGGCGCCGGGCACCGCGGGGCUUCAGAAGACGCUCCCGGGUCUGUUGGGAGAGGACCCGGGGAGCGGGGAGCGGCUGCAGAGGCAGAAGGAGCAGCUCAGAGGCUGGUCUCAGCAGCAGCAGCAGGAGCUAGAAGCAGCCAGACACCAGCAGAAGCGAGCAGAUGAGCUUUAUAAUCAGAGCAGAAUAAGCGUGGACAGCAAAGCUCUUCAGCUUCAGGAGGUUGAGCAAGCAACUAGGAAGGCACUAGCUCAUGCUGAUAAAGACUUCAAUCUGGCCAAGGCAGCAGAGAACAGAGAGACGCAUCGCCGGGCCAGGGAGAAGACUGAGGAAGACAAACACCAAGCCGACGUCCUGAUGCUCCUCCAGGCUGACCGGGAGAUGGAGGCCUCUCAGGAAACAGCUCUGCAGGCCUUCAGGCAGAGGAUCCACUUCAACCUGCACCAAGUGGAGGAGAAGACGAGGACUCGAUGGGAGAAGCAGCAGAAGGAGCAGCGGGAGGAGCAGCUUCGUGUGGACUUGGCGCGCUCGGCUGUGCUGCUGGAGAGACAGCAGAGCCGGACUCACAGGAUGCAGAGACAAGAGCUGGACCAGACCAACGCUCAGCUGGCCCAGGCGCAGAGGCAGCAGAAAAAAGCCCUGGAGAAGGAAUGCUUUGGCGACUUUGAUGACAGCUACUUCUCCAAGUUCAAUACCAGCAGCCGAUAGGAUGACAUCUGCAAUGAUCCGGUCCAUUCAGCGAUUGUGUUGAACUAACCAUGCUUCAAAAUACCUGCAAUUGCUGUUUUAACCUGGUCGUAUUAGGUUAAAUGUGUUAAUCUGCAAUGUGUGCAUUCAGUCGUUUAUUUCGGAAAUAUUUACUUCAUGGCCUAUAUUUUCCAAGAAAUUUACAUUUAAGAAAAAUCUAAAAUCUUUAUUCAACAUCUCAAAAGUACAAUUUCAUUCAAUUUCACAUGUUAAAAAAUGUGCAGUGUAGAACAAAUCACAGCAGUUGCAAAUCCUCCGCAAAUUAGGGCAAGUGUAAAGAUAUUUCAAUUACUGCAUUAUUAAAAACCUCCAACAUGUCUUCAACGAAA
Molecule: messenger RNA, 1540 nt
Organism: Gadus morhua (Atlantic cod)
Lineage: Eukaryota; Metazoa; Chordata; Actinopteri; Gadiformes; Gadidae
Gene: ribc2
Product: RIB43A domain with coiled-coils 2
Exons: 7
Coding region: 111-1172 (353 amino acids)
Source: RefSeq, a predicted model, not a curated record